This is a messenger RNA of Diospyros lotus (date-plum), 2195 nucleotides long. Its product is annotated as E3 ubiquitin-protein ligase RING1-like. Gene Ontology annotation, biological process: DNA endoreduplication; protein ubiquitination. The transcript is spliced from 14 exons. Bases 472 to 1866 code for a protein of 464 amino acids. NCBI's taxonomy places the organism in Eukaryota, Viridiplantae, Streptophyta, Magnoliopsida, Ericales, Ebenaceae. Gene Ontology annotation, molecular function: DNA binding; ubiquitin protein ligase activity. The record is from RefSeq and is a predicted model, not a curated record. Gene Ontology annotation, cellular component: cytoplasm.
UUUAGUUUGUUGUACUCGGAGAGUUUUUUCCUCUAUGGACUAUUUCUUCGAUUCACUCAUACUGAUUGCAACCAAUAUGAAAAGUAGAAGAAAACAAGGAUGGACUUCAUCAAUUGGUGUGUGCUGGUGCCUCAUCUCCUUGUGUGACUGCUGAUUCGGAAUGCUAUUUUCCAGUGUUACACUGGUGCCUCAUCAAGUGUUGGUUUCUUAUACUCAAAAGUUAUAACGAUCAUCUGCUCAAAUUCUGGUGGCAGUGAAGAAUUGGAGCAAAUCUGUGACCAUCCGGAACAUGAAGAAGUCUGCUAUACAUUUUAGUGCUAGGUCCAAUUUUAUUGUUUGGUGAUAAUUAUAACAAUAGUUGUUAAUGUUCAGUGGCUGAAUUCAUUGUAAUACUAAAGUUUCAUGGUGAAUUCAUGUGCCUCAUUAGGUUUCUUAUUCUGUACAAUCAUAUCUUGACCAUACUUGCGUCUUAUGGAUGUCUCUUUGCUCCCUUUUCUUUUUAGAGUCAAGUCAUGUUGGAAUGAGCAGAAUCAUGUUGCUGUUACUUUCAGGCAAAAACGGGGGUUCCCCGCUCGUCAAACCAGACAGAGAGAGAUGGGUCGAGUCGGGAAGGAGGAGGCUGCGGAGAAUGCCGCGACGGAGGCGAAUCCGGAAGCGGAAGAGAGGAGCAGACUGAGGAGGCUAGCGUUUACGAAGGGCAUUCUCUCCGAGUCACCGGCGAAGUCCUUCACGGCUGCCCUUAGCCCAUCGAAGACUGUCGCCAAACACCACGGCAGAGACAUCCUCAGGAAGUCCCAGCGUAAGAAUAGGUUUCUUUUCUCCUUCCCUGGUCUCCUUGCCCCCAUCUCUGGCGGAAAGAUCGGCGAGCUUAAGGAUCUUGGCACCAAAAACCCUAUCCUCUACCUCGAAUUCCCUCAGGGCCGAAUGAAGUUGUUUGGAACCAUUGUUUAUCCAAAGAACAGAUACUUGACCUUGCAGUUCUCUAAAGGUGGGAAGAAUGUCAUGUGUGAGGACUAUUUUGACACAAUGAUUGUAUUUUCUGAUGCAUGGUGGAUUGGGAGGAAAGAUGAGAAUCCAGAAGAAGCUCAACUCAAGUUUCCUGAGGAGCUGGAUGAGGCACACCAUUCGGAGUAUGAUUUCAAGGGCGGUGCAGGUGCAACAUCAGAAAUGCAGCAGCAAGUUAACAAAUCUAGACAGAAACUAGACCAAGAUUCUCCUAAAACUGAUGUGGAAAAUGAUACAUCUUCCAGCCAAAAUAAUUUGGAAGAUUUGCCUGAAGUAACUCCAGUUCGGCAUUCUGAGAGAACUGCAGGAAAAAGAUUCAAUUUUGCAGAAGCUUCUUCUGGAGAUGAUUUUCUUGUGAAUGAUCUUGACACAUCUGAAGGAGAGGAUAAGAAAGGCAGCAUGGAACACCUGAGUAGAGAUUGCAGUCCUGGAAAUACUGAAAAUUCCAGCCCAUUAAUUUUUGACAUUGACACCGAAGAUGCUGCUGCUUGUACCACAGGACAAGUUCAAGAAUCUGCUUUGUUGUUGGCAAAGUCAAAGGAACUUUCUCAUAGUAAUCAUAGUUCUCUUGUUCAAACUACCAUAUCUACCUUGUUUAAUAAAGUGGAGGAAAAGAAGCCGAGAAAUCUAAGGAAGUCCUCUUCAUCAAAAGCCUCCAGCCAGAAUGAUCAGCGUGUUGGGUCAGAAGAAAAAACCAAUUUAAAAGAUAAGGGACCUCGGAAAAGAAGGAAAGUCGAGGACAGAAAAGCUGGGUCAGAUAAAACAGCUAAUCAACAACUUGAGGUUGAAGAGGAUGACAUUGAGGAAUUUUCAAGUACAUCACAGGAUACUAAUGGAAGUGAUGAAGAUUGGACUGGUUGAGACAGUUGCUAGUGAUGUUAUGGACAUGCGAAAACAGUUACUUUUUUUGGGUAAAACAAUUUCCGAGUGUGAGAAUAUGGGCAUCUCAGAAGGUUAUGAUUUGAUGUAACAUAGAAGCCCUUGUUCCAGCCCUGGCAGUAGAUCUGUUGCGGCUGAAAGGCAUCCAUCUUGUUUUGCAGACUGACUAGUACCAUAGAAGAAUAGAGAAGAAUUUCGAGCAUUUUUGUAAUCAUAUAUUCUUAUAUAUGUAAGAAAGGAACUGCCCUCCGCUAUACUUCACCGCCAAAGCAUAAAGUUUCAUAUAUUUCAUUUUAUUUGUUUCGAUUUUA